AUGCAACUCUUCCAUAAUCAUUCAUGGAGGAUGAAAGAGGGAGAGCCCUCGUUCUUUCGUAGAGUCGCCGGCUUUUUCACCCCUCCUCCAUCCCCUCCUCCGUCUGCUGGUAUUUCUCUCGAGGCGAAAUUUCAACGGACCCGAGAUGGACGGCGGUCUAACGAGUCGCUAGCGUCCGACCCCUCCUUUGUUACUACCGCGCCAUCCACAAGGUCCAAGUCGUCCAAAACGUCCCAACACGGCUGCGAGCUAUCUCACGCAAAGUCUCUGGCAAACAUCCAUCCUCACCGGCAACGAAGCGGGGACUACAUCGAGCCUCGCUCUCCCCCAGCCUACAUCUGCGCGUUCAAAGACUGCUGGAGCGACUACUGCCCCACACAUAACCCGAAUGGCAGUAGGCAAGUUGCCCAAGCACGUCGAGUAGCAAGCAUGAAGAGCCUUCGUCGUCUGCACACUGCUUCCCCCACCAGCGGCUCCUCUUCCGCUAGCGCAUCCAGCACGACCUACACGCCCAGCCUGACGAGCAUGAGCUCGCGUACCUCGAGCGACUGCCCUCCUUUGCCGCCCUCCCCACCGGCAAGCACGAUCCGAUACGAACGCAAGAAAUACGAAUGCUACGCUCAACACUGCGAAGCGGCCAAUUGCCCAAGGCAUGGCGGUCCGCUGACACGCCCCAAUUCGGCUCCUUCCUCACCAAUCGUCACAUCCCCAGUAAAUGGCGGGUCGCAUAUCCUAUACUUCCCUCUUCCCCCUUCCACGGUCCCCGACAUUCUUCCUUAUCGCGCUCAUGCCCCAACCCCAAACCAGAUGGUCGACUCCCGCCGCUCUGUCUCCCGUUCCGCCACUUCCCCGGAAGUGACAUACACCUCACAUCGCGCGCAUAUAGCCCGCGCACCAUCAUCCUACCGCCCGUCCGCCUCCGCGGGCAUCCUCUCACACCCUUUCCCGCCGCCUCCACCAGCGGCAGCAGAGCCCCAUCCAAGCAAGGUGAUCAAGCAGGCGCGAUCAUCUGUCAAUUCCCUCUCCUUGCAGGUACACCAGCAUGGGCAGAAGAGCGUCAGUUCCAAAGAUGUCGAGCAUGCGCUGCAUGAGUGCCAGAGGGCACUCGAUUCCCUCACCGGAACACCUUUCACCGCCAGCCCGAUCUCCGCAUUUCCUCACCAACCACUUGAGCCCCUGCGGACGAGUGAACCUGUGCCCCGAAGAAAGCGGAACAAUACGGUUGGGCACAUGCGGAAGCCGACGCUGCGCGACCACCACCCGUACCAUGUGAUGGCUAGCCCAGUUGGUUAUGCUAUAUAA
Dacryopinax primogenitus is the source of this 1302-nucleotide messenger RNA. RefSeq lists its product as uncharacterized. The record is from RefSeq and is a predicted model, not a curated record. The transcript has a single exon. Lineage: Eukaryota; Fungi; Basidiomycota; Dacrymycetes; Dacrymycetales; Dacrymycetaceae. Bases 1 to 1302 code for a protein of 433 amino acids.